AUGGUUCACGUCGGCAUUCCCAAGAACUAUACCGCGUCCCCGUCGUCGUUUGGUGGAACCUCUCUGACUAUCAACUAUGAUGCGACUCAGGAUCUUGACUCCAGCAAUGCCUUUGAAGGCCCUGAGAAGCUGCUCGAGGUCUGGUUUGCGCCGUCUGCCACUGAACUUGGCGACGCAGGCCCCGAAGGUCUGAAGAAGGUUCCCAGUGACAUUUGGAAGGAUAUGUUGGACCUCGUCAACUGCCAGGUACUCUCGAUUGUCUCCUCCGAUGACGUGGACGCCUAUCUUUUGUCCGAGUCCAGCAUGUUCGUCUGGCCGCACAAGCUCAUCCUGAAGACAUGCGGUACCACCACUCUGCUGUCGGGUCUCCCGCGCAUCUUGGAGAUUGCCGCUCUGUUUGCCGGCUUUUCUCGUGCGACGGCCCCACCGUCUCGUGGAAUUACUGUGGCCGCUGCUCCCUAUCGCGUCUUCUACAGCCGUAAGAACUUUUUGUUCCCCGAUCGUCAGCGUGGCCCUCAUCGCAGCUGGCGCGAUGAGGUUCGCAACAUGGACAAAUUGUUUCAAAACGGCAGUGCCUACAUGAUCGGCAAGAUGAACGGAGAGCACUGGUACUUGUAUCUGACUGAGCCUCACACUCUGCUCACCCCUCCGGCGAGCCCUACGGAGGAAGUUAACUUUACCGAGACCGAGACCAAGGUUCUCAGCUUCCCCAAGCCUGCUCCUAUUGCCUCCUGUGAUGAGUACGAUGAGACUCUUGAGGUCUUGAUGACCGAUCUAGAAGAGGAGAACGCCAAGCAGUUCUACCUUGACAAUGCCGCCGCUGUGGCCGAGAAGCGCUACCUCAACUUCGACAAGGACGAGGGUAUUGAGCAUGUUGAUGUCUUUAGCAACGGCUCUGACCUGGAUGACCCUGAGGUCCAGGGUGAUCGCACUCUGCCGCCGGAGCUGACCACCGAGGGCCACGCCCUGGGAACUGUUGUUUCCGAGGCAUGCGGUCUGUCGGAUGUCUACCCUAAGAGCAAGUUCCCGGAUGCUCGCAUUGAUGCGUAUCUCUUCACCCCCUGCGGCUUCUCCGCCAACGGUGUGGUUCCUGCUCCGGACAACAAGGCUCCGACCCACUACUUUACCGUGCACGUCACUCCGGAGCCUCACUGCUCGUACGCAUCCUUCGAGACCAACGUUCCGCAUUCACAGAACGGCAAGACCACUUCGGACAUCAUCCAGCAAGUCGUGGACAUCUUCAAGCCGGGCCGUUUCAGCAUCACCCUGUUUGAGACCAAGCCUGAACUUGACGAGGCUGACGCCAAUGGUUUCUACGAGGCUCACCAACGCCUCGCUAUGCGUCGCAGUCCUAAGAUGGAGCACAUUGAGGGAUAUCGUCGCAUUGACCGUAUCGUUCACGACCUGAAUGGCUACGAUCUUGUGUUUCGCUACUAUGAGCGCAACGACUGGAAAGGGGGGGCACCUCGGCUUGGAGAGAAGUUCUGA
Molecule: messenger RNA, 1488 nt
Organism: Penicillium atrosanguineum
Lineage: Eukaryota; Fungi; Ascomycota; Eurotiomycetes; Eurotiales; Aspergillaceae
Product: adenosylmethionine decarboxylase SPE2
Exons: 2
Coding region: 1-1488 (495 amino acids)
Biological process (GO): spermidine biosynthetic process; spermine biosynthetic process
Cellular component (GO): cytosol
Molecular function (GO): adenosylmethionine decarboxylase activity
Source: RefSeq, a predicted model, not a curated record